AUGGAAGAACAAAACAUUAUCACAGAGGUCCCAGCAGCCCUAAAGCACCUAGCCAAAUAUAUAGUGUGUGGUUUCUAUGGGGUAGAGCACUCCCUGACCCUUGAUAUGCUGAUCCGCUACCCCUGCGUGAAAGAGGAUGACUUGUUACAGUUGCUCAAGUAUGACCGUAAACAACUGCGUGCUGUCCUCAACACACUCAAGGCAGAGAAGCUUGUGAAGCUGCGCAUGCGAGUUGAAACAGGGCCUAACGGGAAAAGCACCAGGCACAACUACUAUUACAUCAAUUACAAGGUGCUGGUGGAUGUGGUGAAAUAUAAACUGGAUCACAUCCGCCGGAAGAUAGAGGCAGAUGAGCAGGAUUCAACGAUCAGGUGCUCUUUUAAAUGCCCAUCUUGCUUCAGCAUUUACACAGACCUGGAAGUCAAGCAGCUCUUUGAUGUAUUUACAGGCACUUUCCGCUGCACUUACUGCAACACUGAAAUAGAGGAAGAGGCCUCAGCGCUUCCUAAGCACAAUGCUCGAGCCUUGCUAGCAAAAUUCAAUGAGCAGAUUGAACCAAUCUUUGUGCUACUGCGUGAGGCUGAAGAUGUUGUUCUGCCGCAUGACUUCCUGGAGCCUCAGCCAACAGAAAUACCCGAAUUAUCAGAGAGCUUUGACCAGAAGGUGGGUUCGACUGUGCUGGAAUCCUGCAGCCGACCUGAAAAAUGGGCCAGCAGAAGUUCCUCCUUUGGCAAUAUGUUCACCGAAAACUUAGUUAUUGAUGUACAAGACUCUGAACCCAAAAAGAAAACAAGUGAAAAAGCAACUAAAGAGCAACCUAUCUGGAUGUCACAGAGCACUGUGGAAGGAGCACCAACAGCCACCGACAACAGUGUUGGAGUACAUGCUUCAGAAGAAAAAGUUAAAGAAAUUGUCACUGACAAUGAUACCAUCAAAACUCUUCUGAUGUGUGAGUCCAAGUUACUGUCUAGCACAGACCAGGUUCCUGUUGUCAAAAGCAAACUACCCGAGUCAGUCAGCGAUACCAGCGAAGAAGAUGCCAAGCAUCCAAGAACAGGAACAAAAGUAGAAGUCAGCAACCUUGAGCAAGAGAAGGAAGACGAAAUAGAAGGUCCUAUUUUGAUGGUAGCUGGUCAGCCUCGGUCAUAUGGUGAAGUCAGUGAAAAUCUUGAGCUUGUGUCUCUCAUGACAAAUGAAGAGAGAGAGGCUUAUAUAAAAGUAGGACAAGAAAUGUUCCAGUCUUUCUUUGAAUAA
Mesitornis unicolor (brown roatelo) is the source of this 1254-nucleotide messenger RNA. Its product is annotated as general transcription factor IIE subunit 1-like. Gene Ontology annotation, cellular component: transcription factor TFIIE complex. NCBI's taxonomy places the organism in Eukaryota, Metazoa, Chordata, Aves, Mesitornithiformes, Mesitornithidae. Gene Ontology annotation, biological process: transcription open complex formation at RNA polymerase II promoter; transcription initiation at RNA polymerase II promoter. Bases 1 to 1254 code for a protein of 417 amino acids. The record is from RefSeq and is a predicted model, not a curated record. The transcript has 4 exons.